GGUAUAUAGAGGAAGGAAAUCCACAAUCUGCAUCUGUAGAUGAAUUCAACAUCAGAGAAACAUGAGAGUGAAGGUUUUGCUUAUAUUCACGACUCUUGUGGCUCUGGCCAGUACAGUCUCUCUGGAGGACCUGGAAUUCAAGGAAUGGAAAUUAAAGCAUGGUAAGAUCUAUAAAUCUGUAAAGGAAGAGUUUCAGCGUAAGAUGACCUGGUUGGAAAAUCGCAAACUGGUCCUGAAACACAACAUGCUGGCUGACCAGGGCAUAAAGAGCUAUAGGCUUGGGAUGACCUACUUUGCAGACAUGGAUAACAAUGAGUACAGAGAGUCUGUACUAAAGGGCUGCCUGAUAUCCUUAAACACGACCAAGAAACACCGUGCAGAUACAUUUUUCCGACAAGCAGGAGGAGCUGUUCUGCCACGUACUGUGGACUGGAGGAAGAAGGGCUAUGUGACCGAGGUUAAAAAACAGAUGGAUUGUAACUCUUGCUGGGCCUUCAGUGCGACAGGCUCACUGGAGGGACAGACAUUUAAGAAAACAGGUAAACUGGUGUCACUAAGUGAGCAGCAGUUGGUAGACUGCUCUAAGCCUUACGGGAACGAGGGCUGUGAAGGAGGAAGGAUCGGCUGGGCCUUUCAAUACAUUAUGGACAACAAAGGAAUUGAUACAGAAGAAUCAUACCCUUAUGAAGCCCGUGAUCAGAAAUGCAGGUUUGAUCCAGCUGCUGUCGCAGCCACCUGCACUAGAUUUGUAUAUGUAGAAGGAGGUGAGGAUGCUCUACAGGAAGCCGUGGCCACCAUUGGACCCAUUUCGGUUGCCAUAGAUGCAAGUCAUUGUUCUUUCCAACUUUAUGAAUCAGGCAUCUACAAUGAGCUGUUGUGUAGCAGCACUAAUGUGAAUCAUGCUGCCCUGGUCGUUGGUUAUGGCAAAGGCGGCUUUUUCUUCUGGACUACAGAUUACUGGUUGGUCAAAAACAGCUGGGGUACUGCCUGGGGUGAAAACGGCUACAUCAGGAUGUCCAGAAACAAGUGUAACCAGUGUGGCAUUGCCACAGAACCCAUCUACCCUGUGGUUUAAUAGUGUGUACUCUGAAUCAGUGAUGAGAUAGCUAUAAAAAAGAAGAAAAGUCAAAACAGGGCUUUAGUUUUCUGAAUUUUAAAUUGUGCUAAUAAUAUUUAAAAAGAAAAAAACUGCUGACAUGGAACUCAGGAGCUUUGUUGAUUACUGAGUUUGGAAUUUUUAUUUAUUUCUGUGAACAAAUAUUUUACUUUCUGUUCUUUCUUGUCUAGAAAUUUUAAUUUGAUGAAGCCAACUCACCUGAAUUAUUUUUUUAAGAGCAGUCAGAAAUGUAAGAUAGUAAUUUUUACAGUAUUAGUAUAGUCUAAUAUAUAUGGUCAGGUUUGUGGCAUUAACUCAAUAUUUAAAUUAAUAAAUUAUCAGAAAAUGUAGAAUUUGUUUCACAUUUCACAUUCGUUUCUCAAUACCAGGCAAAAAGAAUUGCAACUUCAUGUGACUGCUGUAAGGAAUCACCACUAGAGGGCACUGUUUUGCCCUUUGUAGUUUUUGUUUUGCAGACUCAGUUUCCCAGAAGGCACCUCGGUCAGGUGAUGCGGGAGCACACCCGAACCGAGGUAGGUCGUUAAAUCUUCAAUAAAGAGCUGAUUAGUCUGAGAAACUGGGUCAAGCAUUGAACGUUUGUACGUACUGGCAAGUGGACAUUUUGUCUUAUGUAUUGGUUUUCCUUGUUUAUAUGUUGGUUUAUUUUAUAUUGUUAUUUUGUAGUUCAAGUUAUCCCAUAACUACUAAGCAUGUCCCCAGGCUAAAUGUGUUUGUAUGUGAGUCUUUGGUGUUCAAGUGUGUGUGGAGCUGAUUCGGUGUUGAGUAAUGUUGUGUUUUAGAGAUCAGGUAAGUAGUUAGCCUCUGUGUGUCCCUUAGCCUGGCCUCUGUGUGUCCCUUAGCCUGGCCU
Messenger RNA from Clarias gariepinus (North African catfish), 1964 nucleotides. Its product is annotated as procathepsin L-like. The record is from RefSeq and is a predicted model, not a curated record. Gene Ontology annotation, molecular function: cysteine-type endopeptidase activity. The transcript has 8 exons. Gene Ontology annotation, cellular component: lysosome. The coding region runs from base 62 to 1075 and encodes 337 amino acids. Gene Ontology annotation, biological process: immune response. NCBI's taxonomy places the organism in Eukaryota, Metazoa, Chordata, Actinopteri, Siluriformes, Clariidae.